GGUAUCAGCAUGCGAUUGGUCAGCCUUGCGCCUUACCAUCUUUCGCAGAUAUUUGGUUGCAAGUCUUCAUCAUUGAACUCUUCCGAAUCCCAUCAACCCUUGUCUCAUGCUUGACCUUGUCAACACCUCACGAACAGAAGUGUCUGUAUAGAACCAUCCCUUGUUCCGCGUUGGAGAUGCACGAAGCUCUUGGCUCUGGUGGAGUGAUCAUGAAGCAAGCACGUGAACCGUGGUCUGACAUUGUUGAAAAGUCCCGCAACAAACAACUGCUACCUAAAACCCUCGCAGUCGGCCCUACCCAUGCUUCUCUGAAUGAACACAGAGGUGAGUGUAUCUAAGAUCCUGUCAGCUGUUCCCGAGGUAGCUACCCCACAUAGGACGAUGGUCUGGAUGGCAUAAACUGGUUGGUGGACGUCUUCGUGCAAAGUUCUCACAGCAGCAAUCUUUUCACUUCUCGUCUUCUUCGCAACUUUGGUAUACGAUCCUUUACGCAAUAUGGGCUCGAUCUUGCAGGCUCCGUCAGUGAAACAAAGUGUGAUUGUGGUUGGAUCAGGACUCGCAGGUCUGUCGGCCGCCUCCGAGCUGGUCGCCCGAAAUGUGCCUGUUGUUAUCCUUGAGCGGCAGGCGAAGCCCGGAGGGAAUUCGAUCAAAGCAUCCAGCGGAAUUAAUGGCGUACCAACCCGGUUCCAACCGCCAGGAUUGGACUCCCUGCAACAUUUUCUCGACGAUACCAUAAACUCCGUCAGCUCCAGCGUCAUGAGCACCAUGACUGAGACACGACGAAGCUUGAUAUCAACAUUGACGAGCUCUUCUGCGUCCGCCAUCAACUGGCUUGUUGAUGAGAAAGGAGUUGAUCUGUCCCGAGUUGCACAGCUUGGUGGCCACAGUCAUGCGCGGACUCACCGCGGCGCUGGACAAACGCCGCCUGGAGCAAGUAUAAUUACCACCCUGCUGAGCCAGCUCAAGGCCAAUCCAUUGGUCGAAUUACAGAUAAACACGACAGUCACGAAGGUGUUGACGUCGCAAGGUGAAGUCAUCGGAGUCGAGAGCCAGCAAGGCGGUAAUGUGCAAACGUUGCACGGCCCUGUGGUAUUUGCAACGGGUGGGUUUGCAGGCGACUCCACUGGUGCUCUUACACGGUAUCGUCCUGACCUGCAUGGCUAUCCCUCUACCAAUGAAGCGCUCCCUGGCAGUCAAGAUCUGUUGAGCGAGAUCGGAGCGCAAUUACUCGACAUGGAUCAAGUCCAGGUGCAUCCGACAGGAUUCAUCGACCCCAAAGACCCAUCGAAAACGACAAAGUUUUUGGCUGCAGAAGCGUUGAGGGGCGAAGGCGGCAUCCUUUUGAGGCGCGGGAAGCGAUUCGUCGAUGAAUUGCAGACUAGAAAAGUGGUAACUGAAGCAAUAACUGCGCAACCACCUAGCACGACCGAAGGCACCAAACAGUGGGAUAUCGUCCUCCUUCUGGACGAAAAGACGUACCAAUCAACAAAGUCACACGUCGAUUUCUAUCUCUGGAAGGGUUUGAUGCAGAAGAAGACGAUUUCGGAGUUGGAUCAUUCGGACGUUGUGUUGGAGACGCUUGAGCAGUACUCAGAUAUUGUACAAGGCAAGGAGACUGACGCUCUCGGAAGGAAGUCAUUCGGCAACUGGGCCUUGCGAGAGCCGAAACCUGAUACUGUCGUAUAUGUCGGCAACGUGACGCCAGUAGUACACUAUACCAUGGGUGGUGUCCUCUUCACUCCUGACGCUGAGGUCCUUGAUGCGGACGGGAAGGCCAUCGAUGGGCUGUGGGUAGCAGGCGAGAUUACGGGAGGUAUACAUGGUGCCAAUCGUUUGGGAGGCAGCAGCCUGCUCGAGUGUGUGGUGUUUGGACGGAUAGCAGGCCGCAACGCCGCGCGAUAUGUCGAGACAACGAGUGACAAAAGAUGAGAAUAGAGAUGAGGCAGGUCAGUAUGGCGCAGGCGCAAGGUGUCCAUCAAAAUAGCUUUGACUAUUGGGCAGUGACUUCAUCGUCAAUGGUUUGUGAAUUAGUUGUGGUGGUUGCCAAUCAAAACGUAUGAGACAAAGAGGAUGACACAGGCAUGCAACUAUCCGCUGGUCAAUAUUGGAAUUGCGAGAUCAAAUCUACAGCGAUUGUCUUCGGGAAGCUUGUACUC
Molecule: messenger RNA, 2156 nt
Organism: Exophiala viscosa
Lineage: Eukaryota; Fungi; Ascomycota; Eurotiomycetes; Chaetothyriales; Herpotrichiellaceae
Product: FAD binding domain-containing protein
Exons: 1
Coding region: 496-1929 (477 amino acids)
Molecular function (GO): FMN binding; oxidoreductase activity
Source: RefSeq, a predicted model, not a curated record